AUGGCAUUCAGAGCAACCCAAUCCCGCACAUUCUUCCGCACAUUGAGAAACCUCAUUCGCGAAGAACAUCCUUUCGCCCGCAACACUUCCACUCUACUCCCACACGCCCACGACAACUCUGUCCUUCUACGACGCACAUUCCGCACUGCAGCUGCUUUUGUACCUUUCUAUGUUACUGUGCUAGGCUGGCCCUGGAUGGCAGCUUCCGUGCUCAAGAAGACUGGCAUUUGA
Molecule: messenger RNA, 231 nt
Organism: Aureobasidium namibiae CBS 147.97
Lineage: Eukaryota; Fungi; Ascomycota; Dothideomycetes; Dothideales; Saccotheciaceae
Exons: 2
Coding region: 1-231 (76 amino acids)
Source: RefSeq, a predicted model, not a curated record